This is a messenger RNA of Xiphias gladius (swordfish), 2713 nucleotides long. RefSeq names its product coiled-coil domain-containing protein 149-like. The record is from RefSeq and is a predicted model, not a curated record. NCBI's taxonomy places the organism in Eukaryota, Metazoa, Chordata, Actinopteri, Istiophoriformes, Xiphiidae. Bases 379 to 1863 code for a protein of 494 amino acids. The transcript has 12 exons.
AAGUGAUGCGGCUCGCGCUCCUCGGUCUGUUAAUCCGUUUUGAGGCUAAACGUCUCCGGACGCAGCACAACCGACACGGUGAUGCGAGUGGUUUGAAACUCCCCUCGGGUCAUUGUCAACCUGUUCGUUUUGUUUUUGGUUUGGUUUUUUUUUUCCCCCCCCUCUCUCUCUUUUCCGCAACACGGAGCCAGAUGGAUCCGUCCAGGAGGAGCGAGAGUGACUGGCAGGGGCUGGUCAGUGAGGUGAGACUGGAAGGACGCAGACAGGGGAGACGGAUUCCUAAUUUGCAAGCGGAAGCUGGAGAGCAAGAAAGAAGCCCUUCUGAUUCUGUCUAAAGAGCUGGACGCCUGCCAGCAGGAGAGGGACCAGUACAAGCUGAUGGCCAACCAGCUCCGCGAGCGGCACCAAGGACUCAAGAAGAAGUACAGGGAGCUCAUUGAUGGAGAUCUCUCUCUGCCUCCUGAGAAAAGGAAUCAAGUGAAUUUAGCUCAGCUACUGAGAGACUCCAGAGAAAAAAGUGAUCAACUUUCUGAGGAGGUGAAGGAGCUGAAACAACGAUUGGUGGAAGCUCAGGGUGAUAACAAGCUGCUACGAAUGACCAUCACCAAACAGAGGCUGGGAGACGAGGAGGUUGGUGCCCGACACUUUCCUGCACAUGAGCGAGAGGAUCUGGUCAAACAGUUAGAAAGAGCCAGAGAACAGAACGAGCUGCUGGAGUACAGUGUGAAGUCGCUCACAGACGAGCUUCAGGAUGUUCGAGCGGAGCGAGACGUGUUUCAGCAGAAGGCUCAUCGUCUCAAUGUGGAAAUGAACCACAUCGUGGGCAACGAUGAUAUUCGGAUUCUGGACAUAGAUGCGCUGUGCAUGGAGAACAGGUAUUUGCAUGAGCGCCUCAGUCAACUUCAGGAGGAGGUCAACUUGCUCAAAACAAAUCUGGUGAAGUACAAGAGUGCCCUGGAGUGUAGGAAGACCUCUAAAAUCUGUGGCAAAGCCAACAGUAGUGCUCUCACAGGGGUGCUCUCUGCCAAACAAGUGAAGGAACUGUUGCUCUCUGAGGAAAGUGGCUGCAGUUUGCCGGUGACUCCUCAGUCCAUCUCAGACCUCAAGUCUCUCGCCACAGCUCUGCUGGAAACGAUCCAUGAGAAGAACAUGGUGAUUCAGCACCAACGGCAAAUCAACAAGAUUCUUGGAAAUCGAGUAGCAGAGCUGGAGAAGAAACUAAAAACACUAGAGAUGUCUGGAUUAUGGAGUCUGCCAGGUGGAUUUAAGUCUCUUGGAGGAAAAGACACCAUCAUCCUGAGCACUCAGCAGGCUGAGUCAUCAGAGUCUCAAGCUGACAAGGGGUAUGAAAAGAGUUCCCCAGAAGUUCACAACCCAGACAGUGAAACACCAGUUGCAACAGAUUUUAAGGAAAAGACACCACCGCUUUCCAACGUGGAGAAGAAGUCACAACAGACCCAUUCACACCAGAUGGCUGAUAAAGAGCCAGCCAGCCCUCACACAGAAACGCUAAACAAUCACACACAGAUCACAAAGGAUUUAACUGUUUUAAUAAAAGAAGAGGAGUGCCUGAGUGAUGCCCCUCCCACUGUGGCAGAUGUGAACCCAAGCUGUCCGUCAGACCCUUACCAUUUCCAGCUAACUUUAGACAGGUCAGACCCUACAAGAGGGAGCAGCGGUGAGUCAGAUGAAUGCACUGAAAGGAGUGAAACUGUCAAAACCGUUUCACAGGAAAACCUUCACAUUGUUACACCCAUGGCCGUCUCUUCCGCUGCCGCCGAAGGGCAGCAGGACGACGUCCAGCCAAAACAGGAGACAGAGCUCUCAGAUGAGACAGAUGUUUGUGUAAGUCCGGACAUCUGACGUCUUCCACAUGUCACAGAGUAUCAGGAGAAAAUUUGAGAAUGAUGAUGACAAAAGAUGCAUUUAUACUAUAAGGAUACUUUAUUUGUCUUUACAAAUAAUGAAAAAAUUCUGCAGAGGGACAGUACUGAGCUGUGUUAGGAUCUACAGAUGAUGCGUUAUUGUCUUGUAGUGGCCACUGCAUGAAAUUUCAUGGACUUGUAAGUUUUGAUUACAGAUAUCUACAUCUGUUUCUUACUGUCAAUCCAACGGAUAUGUAAAAAUGUGUCAGACGCUUGAGAAAGUUAUUGAGACACUACAUAAAGGAUUUUAUCAUUAAUAUGCUCCUGUCAGAGUCGUAAGACUCAUAACCAACCAAAAAAAAAAAAUCACCGUUACUAUUUAUUUGACUUGUGCUCUCAUGUAGUCCCACAUUUUAAGUUGGUAAAUUUGGCCAACAAUAUGCGUACAUCCAGACCUUUCAACCAGAUGUGACGGUUCAACAUCUCUGUUGAACAGCCUGAACUCUUCUAAGAAAAGAUUAAAACAAGAACCUGACUAAAGAGAUUUGCUGUCAGAGAAUUAGUGAGGUUGGACAAUAUGGUCACUUUAUGUUGCAGUUUAUGUUUCAGUUUGUCCAAAAAGUUGUUGGCUUGACUUGUCAGAACUCCCAUUUCUUUAUGGACCUCGCUCUGAGCUCUGGGGCAUCGUCAUGUUGAAACAGGAACAGGGAUGUUCACAAACUUUUGCCACAAGUUGCCAACUAUACAUACUGUAUCAGAGGUAGCUGUAACACUGCAUACACUUAGUUGCAUAAAUAUUUGGACAGUGACACAAUUUUCAUAUUUUUGCCUCUUUACACCACCACAAU